Messenger RNA from Exophiala dermatitidis NIH/UT8656, 2441 nucleotides. RefSeq names its product nitrilase. Gene Ontology annotation, molecular function: catalytic activity. Bases 291 to 1589 code for a protein of 432 amino acids. The transcript has a single exon. Lineage: Eukaryota; Fungi; Ascomycota; Eurotiomycetes; Chaetothyriales; Herpotrichiellaceae. The record is from RefSeq and is a predicted model, not a curated record.
CGAUUCGUUUCCCCCACGUACUUCUGCGUGGGCAAGCCGGUAGUCGGACUUCGCUGCUCGACGUCAGCGAAAGAACACAACUUGAAGUCAAUGCGGGCAACGGAGACUUGCACCUUUGUCCCAAAUCUAAUCUAAUACCUUACACGACCGCCGUUGCUACUCUUUACUCUACCAGCUACAGCACAACUCGUCGUGAACUCUGCUAGGUCGCACUCUGUGCAGAGCUACACUACUCCAUAGCUACCGCGAUUCAGACGAGUAAGAAGUGCGGGCACAGCAGAAGAAAAAAAAUGCCGCAAAAGCUCACGAUCGGAGUCUCCCAAUCUCACACCCUCAACACUCUCCAAGAAACCCUCUGGGCUCUCCGCGAGACGACCUCACUCGCGGCCCAGAAAGGCAUAUCGAUCCUCUUAUUCCCGGAGGCCUAUCUAGGCGGCUACCCACGGACCUGCUCAUUCGGCGCGGCCGUCGGGUCCCGCAGCGAUGUUGGCCGCGACCAAUUCCUAGCAUACACCAAAUCAGCAGUCGAUCUAGGGGACACACCCAGUCCCGGCGGUGCAGGCGACGACUGGAUUGAGCGGCGGUUGCCCGUGAACAAGGAAACGGGACGACGAGGCGACGGGACCCGAGAGUUUCUGGAAGAAGUGGCGCGUGAGACGGGCGUGUUUAUCGUGACUGGGGUGAUCGAGAAGGCUGGCGGCAGUCUGUUUUGUGCCGCCGUCUACGUGGACCCGAAGCGCGGCGUUGUCGGCAAGAGAAGAAAAGUCAUGCCUACCGGCUCGGAGAGACUGGUGUGGGCGCAGGGGUCACCCUCGACGCUCAAGGCGGUCGUGGCCAAUAUCAAUGGUGUCAGGGUCGUCAUGGGCACUGCUAUCUGUUGGGAGAAUUAUAUGCCCUUGCUGCGGUAUAGUCUGUACAGCCAAGGUGUGAAUCUGUGGUUGGCCCCGACCGCAGAUGCGCGGGAUACAUGGGAACCGUUGAUGAAGACGGUCGCGUGUGAAGGGCGCUGUUUUGUGCUCAGUGCCAAUCAGUGUGUUAGGAGAAAACAUUUGCCUGGCUGGAUCACUGGGACACAACAAGAUCCACAUAGCCGCCACGACGGGAGCACCACCAAGCAUCACUUUAAUGCUACCACUACUGCGUUGCCCAACGGAACUCCCGCGGGCGCCGGCGGCAGUUCUCCAGAGGUCAAGGCGGGCCGCCGAAGGUCCAUGUCGAUGCGCACAGAAGAGAACCAUGAGAUUGCAUGGAGAUGUAAAGAUGCCCCUGCCACGUCCGAAUCGGCCCCUACACCGAUAAAUGAAUCCCCCGAGACGUUCCCACGGCCGCCGCAAUCCACUGUCCAUGGCAUCUCUUCCGAUCCCAAGGGUGACGAAUUUGUCUCGGUCGGUGGUUCUUGUAUCGUCAAUCCGAUGGGCAAGACCCUUGCUGGUCCAUGUUGGGAGAAGGAGCAGGAGCUGCUCUAUACAGAGGUCGACUUCGACGAUUGCGACCGCGGUCAUUUGGAUUUUGAUGCCGCCGGACACUACGCGCGGUCGGAUGUCUUCAAACUGACCGUGGAAGGUUUGGAUCUCAUUCCCCCGCCUUGAUCGGUAAUCGGAAAGCAUUUGAUGAAGAUACUGGAUAUAGUCAUAUAGUUAAUGUCGAUGACGUGACUUCUAAGCUCUUUACACCACAAGAGCGCCAAGGGCUAUUACUGAACAAACAGGCCUUGUUGUAUGUAGGUUCUCUGUAUGUCUUGCCGCAUAAAUUACAACACCCACCAUAUCGCAAAACAUGGGAUCGUACUCAAAGAUCGGCCAGUGCCAAAGUCGGCAUUGCUCUUGUCUCAUGCGUGGACCACUAGAAGAAGCGGACAGCAUCCAGCUCAAGAUCAAUCGAUGGAAACGAUGGACCGAGCGAGGUAAGAGACGUUGAAAGGGAAAUGACGGCACAAGCACAGCGUGAAGUGAGAAAAAUAUUCGGUUCAGGAGGUCCCCUCAAAACUCUUCAUGUCAGUAUGUCAUUCGGAGGCUGUCUGGAAUAGCAGCCUAUCGCCUCUUCAUAUGGGUAUCAUCAAACAUAUACUUCAACGUGAGCAACAAAUCGCAAUCAAACACCUUCAUCAAUAAGCCACCCUCGUCCUCAUAUCGGAUAUUUUGCGUUCGAUCUCCCGAACAGAGCGAUCAAGUUCGCCGGCGAUCAUCAACUUCUUAUCGUUCGGCAGCAGGAAGAAUGUCUCGCAGAGGUCGCCAUCAAUCACGCCCUUUGAAGGUGCGUAGUAUGAGCGAUAUAUCAGAUGGUCCCGCCCAAGCAGAGGUGGAUUUCCAUUGCUUGAAGCCAGUUGCAUCUCCAGUGACUGGAAAAAGUCGACGUCUUCACGGCUGACAAAGGGCACAAGGAUCCCAAGCGUUCCUUGAAAGCCUGUCCAGAAAACCACGUCCCGACCACCCGCAACAAGA